AUGGACCCCUUGCUGGAGAAACAAGAAGAAAUGGUCCAGGCAGCAGUAUUAUACCCCCUGGAAUGUUAUUUGUUUGGGGAAGACCCAGAUAUAUUCCUGGAGAAACUACAACAGAGUGGAACCUCUCAGCUCUGUGGGAAGGUGUUCAAAGGAGGGGAGACAACAUACUCUUGCAGAGAUUGUGCAGUUGAUCCAACUUGUGUACUCUGUAUGGACUGCUUCCAGAAUAGUAUUCACAAGAACCACCGGUACAAGAUGCAUAGCUCCACUGGAGGCGGAUUUUGUGACUGUGGGGAUACAGAGGCAUGGAAAUCUGGACCUCUGUGUACUAAACAUGAGCCUGGAGCAUCAGGCUCUGCAAAAGAAAAUUCUGAAUGUCAGUUGAAUGAAGAAAUUAUGGAGCACUCUAGGAGGGUGUUUCCCUCUGUGAUAAAGUACAUUGUAGAUAUGCUUAUAUGGGAAGAGGAGAAGGAACUGCCUCCUGAGCUCACAAUUAGAGAGAAGGUAGACAGCUACUACUGUGUCCUUUUCAAUGAUGAACAUCAUUCUUAUGAUCAUGUCAUCUAUAGCCUGCAAAGGGCACUUGGCUGUGAACUUGGUGAAGCCCAGCUACAUACUACUGCCAUAGAUAAAGAGGGUCGUCGAGCUGUUAAGGCAGGACAUUAUGCCUCUUGUCAGGAAGCAAAAGAAGAAAUCAAGAGGCAUUCUGAAAAUGUUUCUCAACGACCACUUCAUGUGGAGGUUCUACAUGCAGAUGUUAUGGCUCACCAGAAGUUUGCCUUGCGCCUUGGUUCUUGGCUGAAUAAACUCAUGAGCUAUUCAAGUGACUUUCGCCAGAUCUUUUGUCAAAUAUGUCUCAAAGAAGAACCUGGAUCUGAAAAGCCGUGCUUCAUAAGCAAGUUGAUGCUGUGGGAUGCAAAACUUCACAAAGGGGCAAGGAAGGUUCUUCAUGAACUUAUCUUCAGUAGUUUUUUCAUGGAAAUGGAAUACAAAAAACUUUUUGCUGUGGAAUUUGUAAAGUAUUACAAGGUAUUGCAAAAAGAAUACAUCAGUGAUGAUCAUGACAGAGUUCUCUCUGUGACAGCACUCUCAGUUCAGAUGUUCACCGUACCUACUCUGGCCCGACAUCUUAUUGAAGAACAAAAUGUAAUCACCACCAUUACAGAGACACUCCUAGAAGUGCUUCCAGAGUACCUAGACAAAAAUGACAAGUUCAACUUCCAGGGUUACAGUCAGGACAAACUGAACCGGGUAUAUGCAGUAAUAUAUGACCUCAGGUAUGUCUUAGUCAGCAAGCCUACAGUAUGGACAGACCGUUUGAGGGAGCGGUUUUUAGAAGGAUUUGUUUCUUUCCUAAGGAUUCUAACUUGCAUGCAGGGAAUGGAGGAGAUAAAAAGGCAGAUUGGUCAGCACAUUGAGGUGGACCCUGACUGGGAAGCAGCUAUUGCUAUACAAAUGCAGCUCAAGAACAUUCUUUUGAUGUUCCAGGAGUGGUGUGCCUGUGAUGAAGAGCUGUUGCUCAGGGCCUACAGAGAAUGUCAUAAAGCUGUGAUGAGGUGCAGCACAAAUGGCCGCUCACGGGAAAAGACCGUGUUUCACUUGUGUGGACAUACUUUGGAGAGCAGACCUUACAGAGUGUCUUCAGAUCCUGUCAGCAUACAUUUACCGCUGUCUAGGACUCUUGCUGGUCUUCAUGUACGAUUAAGCAAGACUGGAGCCAUCUCAAGAUUGCAUGAGUUUGUUCCUCAUGAAGAAUUUCAAGUGGAGCUGCUAGUGGAAUAUCCUUUGCGAUGUCUUGUCUUGGUUGCUCAGGUUGCUGCAGAGAUGUGGAGAAGAAAUGGACUCUCUCUGAUAAGCCAGGUAUUUUAUUAUCAAGAUGUUAAAUGCAGAGAAGAGAUGUACGAUAAAGAUAUCAUUAUGCUCCAGAUAGGUGCAUCUCUUAUGGAUCCAAACCAGUUCCUCCUGCUGAUACUGCAGAGAUAUGAGCUUGCUGAUGCUUUCAAAAAGAUGAAGCCCACCAAAGAUCAGGACUUGAUCAAACAAUGUAACAUAUUGAUAGAGGAGAUGCUACAGAUUCUCAUUUAUGUUGUGGGGGAACGAUAUGUGCCUGGAGUGAGUAAUGUGACAAAAGAAGAUGUUAUCAUGAGAGAAAUCAUCCAUCUAUUAUGUAUUGAACCGAUGGCUCACAGUGCAAUUACUAAGUCCUUGCCUGAAAACGAGAACAAUGAAACUGGCUUGGAGAAUGUAAUUGAUAAAGUGGCUACGUUUAAGAAACCGGGUGUGUCUGGCCAUGGAGUUUAUGAACUGAAAGACGAAUGCUUGAAGGAGUUCAAUAUGUUCUUCUAUCACUAUACCAAGACCCAGCACAGCAAGGCUGAGCAUACACAAAAGAAAAGAAGAAAACAAGAAAACAGAGAUGAAGCAUUGCCACCACCUCCUCCUCCAGACUUCAGCCCUGCAUUCAGCAACGUGGUGAGGAUUCUGAACUGUGAUGUUAUGAUGCACAUCGUGCGAACCAUUCUUCAGAGAGCAGUAGAACUGGAAACCCACUUGUGGACUGAAGCUAUGAUUCAAAUGGUGCUUCAUCUCCUUUCUUUAGGGCUACUAGAAGAGAAGCAGCAGUUACAGAAGUCUUCAGAAGAAGAAGUGACCUUUGAUUUUUAUCACAAAGCAACACGAAUGGGAAGCUCGGCCUUGAAUGCUAUGAGUGUGUUAAUGCUUCUGGAAAAAUUAAAGAGAGUUCCUCAGUUAGAAGCGCAGAAGGACACUGUCAGUUGGAUACUACAGAUGUUUGACACAGUGAAAAGACUGAGAGAAAAAUCUAGUUUGACAACAGUAGCAGCUACAUCAGGCUCAGAAGCUGCAAAAGGUGAUGAGACCCAGAGCACUCAGGAUAAAGAGAAGGCUGAGCGGAAGAGAAAGGCAGAAGCAGCUAGGUUGCACCGUCAGAAGAUAAUGGCCCAGAUGUCUGCACUGCAGAGGAAUUUCAUUGAAACCCAUAAGCUCCUGUAUGAAAACACACUGGAGGCACAGGGGAAAGAAGAUGCUAUUAUGGAGGAAGAAAGCAUGUCUUCGGCAAUUGAUUACUCCAGAAUUGCUUUGGGUCCUAAACGAGGUCCGUCUGUUGCUGAGAAGGAAAUUCUGACCUGUAUUCUUUGUCAGGAGGAGCAGGAAGUAAAGCUGGAAAGUGAUGCCAUGGUGUUAUCUGCCUGUGUCCAGAAAUCAACUGCCUUAACUCAGAAUAGGAGCAGAGCUCUUGAACUCUCAGGGGAUACGGUAGAUCCUCUGUUCAUGCACCCUGACUUACCCUGCGGGACGCACACAGGAAGCUGUGGCCAUGUGAUGCACGCAGCCUGCUGGCAGAAGUACUUUGAAGCCAUGCAGCUGAACUUUCGACAACGUCUGCAUGUUGAACAGAUAUUUGACUUGGAGAAUGGAGAGUAUCUUUGUCCACUUUGCAAAUCACUGUGCAAUACUGUGAUUCCUAUCGUUCCAUUGCAGGCUCAAAAAAUAAACAGUGAGGAUGCAGAGGCAGUAGCUCAAAUUCUGUCCCUGGCUAGGUGGCUGGACAUUAUCGUAGUCAGGAUAUCGGGCUACAGUGUGAAAAAUGCUAAAGGAGAGAAACCAAAUCUUCCAGCUUUCGCCAACAAGGGUAUGGGGAACUCUGCUUUGGAAUUCCAUUCCAUCCUUAGUUUUGGAGUUCAGUCCUCAGCCAAAUACUCAAGCAGUAUCAAGGAGAUGCUUAUUCUCUUUGCCACCACCAUUUAUAGAGUCGGGCUAAAAGUUGCUCCGAAUGAAGCUGAUUACCGGAUUCCUAUGAUGACCUGGAGCACGUGUGCUUUUACCAUCCAGUGUAUCGAAAACCUCUUGGAAACGGAGGGCAAGCCUUUAUUUGGAUCUCUACAAAAUAGACAGCACAGUGGCCUUAAAGCAUUAGUGCAGUUUGCAGCUGCUCAGAGAACAACAUCACCCCAGGUCCUGAUUCAGAAACAUCUGAUUCGUCUUCUAGGAGUUCUUCUACCAAACUUUAAAGCAGAGGACACUCCAUCCCUCUUAGAAGUUGAUAUGUUCCACGUUUUGGUGGGAGUUGUGUUAUCCUUUCCAUCUUUAUACUGGGAGGAUGCUGUAGACUUGCAACCUUCAUCAAUUAGUUCAGCCUAUAACCACCUCUACCUCUUCCAUCUGACAACACUGGCACACAUAACACAAAUCGUCGUCUCUUCAGCAACAGAAUCCACUUCUGCGCGAUCAUCUGACAACAGUGAGGAGGCAAGAUCUGCGCAGUCUUUCUGUAAAGAGAUUUGCCAGUACACCAGUGGUUGCUUUAGUCAGGAUAUCCCAGGCUGGCUUGUGUGGGAUCGUGUUAAAAAAGGCAUCAUGCCUUACCUUCGUUGUGCUGCUUUAUUUUUUCAUUAUUUGCUGGGAGUUUCUCCACCUGAGGAGCUACUACAAGUUUCUGAAGAAGGGCAAUUCAAGGCACUUUGUAGUUACCUCUCUCUACCUACCAAUUUGUUCCUGCUCUUCCAGGAAUACUGGGACACAGUAAAUCUACUGCUCCAAAGGUGGUGUGCUGACCCAGUGGUGUUAAGUUGUUUGAAGGGGAAAAGCAUUGCAAUAAGGUAUCCUAGGAAAAGAAAUAGUUUAAUAGAGCUUCCUGAAGAUUAUAGCUGCCUUCUGAACCAAGCCUCUCAGUUUAGAUGCCCGCGGUCUUCUGAUGAUGAACAAAAACAUCCAGUAUUGUGUUUAUUCUGUGGGGCUAUGUUGUGUUCCCAGAAUACUUGCUGCCAGGAACUGGUGAAUGGGGAGGAGCUGGGAGCCUGUACUUCUCAUGCUCUUCAGUGCGGAGCUGGAGUCUGUAUGUUUCUCAAAAUCAGGGAAUGCAAAGUUGUCCUCAUUGAAGGCAAAACCAGGGGCUGCUUAUAUCCUGCUCCCUACUUGGAUGAAUAUGGAGAAACAGAUCCAGGUCUGAAAAGAGGCAAUCCCCUGCACUUAUGUCGGGAGCGUUACCGGAAGCUCCAUCUGCUGUGGCAGCAACACUGCAUCAUAGAGGAGAUUGCCAGGAGCCAAGAAACGAAUCAGAUCAUCUUUGGAUUCAACUGGCAACUGCUCUGAGUCUCUUGAUUUUUAGUGAAAACUCUUACCUUUAGCAGUGCUUUGGGAAAGGAAAGAAGGGUAGCAGUAAAUAAUCUACUCUCGAGUGGAUUCCGUAGUUCAGACACAAUUGAUGGAUUCUCUGGGUUGGAUGUAUUACUGAUACAUCGAAACAGAAUCUCACCUCAUAUGUUUUGCUCGUUUUUUUUUUCCCCUCCAAAAAAAAGGAAAACCCCAAUAUAUAAUUAUUACUGAACAUUCAGGUCCAGAAAUAUUUCCACUUUUUUGAUAAGUUGUAAUUGUUUCACAUGUUUUGAUGA
Molecule: messenger RNA, 5411 nt
Organism: Pterocles gutturalis (yellow-throated sandgrouse)
Lineage: Eukaryota; Metazoa; Chordata; Aves; Pterocliformes; Pteroclidae
Gene: UBR1
Product: ubiquitin protein ligase E3 component n-recognin 1
Exons: 46
Coding region: 1-5112 (1703 amino acids)
Biological process (GO): protein ubiquitination; ubiquitin-dependent protein catabolic process via the N-end rule pathway
Cellular component (GO): cytoplasm; ubiquitin ligase complex
Molecular function (GO): ubiquitin protein ligase activity; zinc ion binding
Source: RefSeq, a predicted model, not a curated record